CAGAUUUUUUCUGGUUCUAAUAGGGUGUUAGUUCAGUAAACGUGAGAAAGAAAGAAUAUGGAUCCAUACAGUGAACAGAAAGUACAAGUCUGGCGCUCCUUCAUCCACUCUCUGAAUCCGAACAACCUGAGCCGGACCGUGAAGGUGAUCAGUGGAACUUACUUACAAGGAUCCUUGUACAAUUUCUCCUUUUCUCCGGGAGAGGUUAUUAGGAUCACGGGCUUAAUUCCAACUGAACUCAAAGCAGUGGUGUUGGAAAGAGACAAAUUGGCAGAGACAAUUUUGGAUGUGCCACUUUUCUAUAAAGGGGAAUUUCUGCUCAUUCCGGAUCCAGACACUUAUGAGACUGUGGGCCAUUUGGUAAACUGCGUCAAGAUAGGAGAGAAGAGGGAUGAACAGCCAAGAUUCCAGAACAAAGUUAAAAUUCCCUUGGCUGAAGGCAGCUUUCUUAACAAAGGUGAAAAGUUAGCAUUACUUGGAAUUAAGGAAGGAGUCAGUGGAAAGAUGCUGAAAUGCCAGCUUGUUAAAAGAAAGAAGAGUCCAGUCAUAUAUCUCCCAAUGAAUUGUAGAGGAAUAUUCCAAGAAUGUCGUGAUGACAAUUACUACACACUUGAUAAAAUACUAGCAUGGAAGAUUCCAGUAGGCCGAAGCCGAAUUGUAAAGCCUGUGAUGGUAAACCCUGCAUUCAAACAAAGCUGCUUCAGGUUUCCGAAAAAUUUCAAUGGCCAAUUGGUCCUUCAACCCAGUUACAGUGUCAAAGCAUUACUAGCAGGUGGAGUAGAAACUACAAUCCCAACUCAACUGGAUUUCGAGAUAGUUGAUAUCACUGACGCAGCGACAAGGAACCCUUCUGUUGCACCGAUUUAUUUGGAAGAUGUUUACGCCAUGCCAAAUGAUAAGUUUCCUUUGACUGUUCGAAUUGCAGACGGCAUCGACAAAAACAGCCUCAUUGCCAUGAGUCACAGAUUUAACCCAACAUAUUUUGAAGUUGGAAAGUGCCUCACAAUCUUGACAAGAGUAGAAGUGAAAAAAUACCUUGUCACCGAAAUCUCUCAGCACUCUGCCAAGAGACGUUUUCUUGUUCCUUGGAGCUACCAUGGUAUAUUUCAGAGGACCCCUAGAACAUUUCAAUCAGUUUAUGAUUUAGACCUUGCAAGGGACACAGCUGGAGUGAUCGAAGUUAUUGCUACACAAUGCUAUGCUGCAGAGAUGGAAGGAUUAUCUUCUUUUACAACAGGGGAUCGAUUCCGUACAGUUGAGCGUGUAAAUAUUUUUACAUUUGAUGGGAUACAACCGCAAACCAUAUCCGUUCUGGAAUGUGAGAACAUUGCCACACAUGAUAUAGUCUGGCUCCCAAUGCAUGCAAUAGGGACAUUUUUGGAAGUUUUAAAAGACGGAGGGAAGUUCACCAUCAAGGAACUCCUUUCCCACCACAAACCUCCAUGUCAUGUAAAAGUGAUUGCUAAAGACCGGUCCCUUCCAAGUGAUCUUCUAUUUGGCAUAAAUGAACUGAAGGUUGAUGGCGAAGUUAACAUGAAAUAUGUUGUUGCUAAAUGUACCCAUGCUUCAGCUGAACCCUUCGAAAUACCUGUUGAGAUUAUGAAAGUUAUGGUGUUGAUAAUGAGCGAAGAGUCACCUUCGACUGGCGAGCAAGCCAUGAACCUGUUAUCAUCCGAAACUGUUGAACUUUUAUCAGCUGAUAACUAUGAGUUGCUUAAAGGGUGUGAUGUUCAUCCUACACCUCCUCCGCUCCCUCCCAAAUCUAGAAGUCGUAUUUUGUCAUGUGGCCAAAUUCAAAUCCCUCCAAUUCCACCCAGAGUAACAAAGAAAAAUACCCACACUGAUCCUUUUCUUCAUGAUGACGCUUGUGCGUUAAAGACCCAAAGUGUUCUAGGAAUGUUGUAG
Molecule: messenger RNA, 1905 nt
Organism: Carcharodon carcharias (great white shark)
Lineage: Eukaryota; Metazoa; Chordata; Chondrichthyes; Lamniformes; Lamnidae
Product: protein THEMIS3-like
Exons: 4
Coding region: 58-1905 (615 amino acids)
Biological process (GO): T cell receptor signaling pathway
Source: RefSeq, a predicted model, not a curated record